Messenger RNA from Pantherophis guttatus, 1805 nucleotides. RefSeq names its product dimethylaniline monooxygenase [N-oxide-forming] 2-like. NCBI's taxonomy places the organism in Eukaryota, Metazoa, Chordata, Lepidosauria, Squamata, Colubridae. The record is from RefSeq and is a predicted model, not a curated record. Gene Ontology annotation, molecular function: NADP binding; N,N-dimethylaniline monooxygenase activity; flavin adenine dinucleotide binding.
AACAGAAUGGCCAAAAGAGUAGCCAUCAUUGGAGCUGGGGCGAGUGGUCUUACAGCCAUUAAAUGCUGUUUGGAUGAGGGUCUUCAGCCAACAUGUUUUGAGAGAAAUGAGGAUAUAGGGGGGCUAUGGAGAUUCCAGGAACAUGUCACUGAAGGCCACAGCAGCAUUUACAAAUCAUUGACUACAAAUAGUUCAAAGGAGUUGAUGAGUUUUAGUGAUUUUCCUUUUCCCGAGGAAUACUCAAACUAUGUGCAUCAUAGUAAAAUGAUGGAGUACUUUAGGAUGUAUGCAAAGCAGUUUGAUUUGAUUAAGUACAUACAUUUCAAGGCUCAAGUCUGUCAUUUAAGGAAACACACAGAUUUCCCCAUCACUGGACAGUGGGAAAUUGUAACAGAAAUGAACCAGAGGCAGGAAUCAGCUGUCUUUGAUGCUGUUCUACUUUGCACAGGCCUCCAUGCACAACCUUAUUUUCCUCUGAAUUCAUUUCUAGGUGUUGAGAAAUUUAAGGGGGAAAUCAUUCACAGUUCAGCAUAUAAGAAUCCUGAAAAAUACCAGGACCAACAAAUCCUCAUCAUAGGCAUGGGAAAUUCUGGAAUAGAAAUUGCUAUUGACCUCAGCCAUAUCACAAAGCAGGUCUUUCUGAGUACUAGAACUGGUGCUUGGGUGAUCAACCGAGUCUCUGAUGGUGGGUAUCCUUUUGAUGUAGUGCAUUUUACACAUUUCAAAAAUCUCCUUUUCCAUAAACUUCCUGUGGCGCUGAUAAACCAAUGGGGAGAGAAGAAGCUGAAUAUGAAAUUUAACCAUGAGAACUAUGGUGUAAAGCCCCAGCACAGGUUCCUAAGUAAGAGCCCAAUUAUGGGCGAUGAUCUACCAAAUGCUAUAAUUGCUGGCAGGGUGCUAAUGAAACCACAUGUGAAGAAGUUCACUGAAAGAGGUGUGAUCUUUGAAGAUGGUAGUACAGAAGAAAAUAUUGAUGUGGUAAUAUUUGCUACAGGAUACAAGUUCUCCUUUCCCUACACUCAGGACACUAUCCUCAGGACCCAAACAAAUCAACUCUCACUAUAUAAAUAUGUUUUCCCACCACACUUGGAAAAGCACACAUUAGCUGUGAUUGGCUUCAUCAAACCUAUAGGAGCCACUAUGCCUAUAUCUGAGCUCCAAGUUCGCUGGGCCACAAGAAUCUUCAAAGGCCUGAGCAAGUUACCUUCAGAAAAUGACAUGAUGACUGAUAUUGUUAAGAAGACCAAAUACAAUGAAAAAUGGUAUACAGCUAGUCACAUCAAUUCCUUAAUAGUGCAGUAUAUUGAUUACAUGGAUGAACUGGCUUCCAUAUUAGGAGUGAAGCCCAAGGUGCUGAGUCUUCUUCUGACCGAUCCAAAGCUGGCCUGGGAAGUAUAUUUUGGACCUUGUUCAGCUACUCAGUUUCGCCUGACCGGUCCUGGAAAGUGGGAGGGAGCCAGAAACACCAUCUUGACCCAGAGAGAAAGGAUUAUCAAGCCUACAAAGACACGACCUCUGCAGUCUUCUACCAACACUAAAGUAACUCUGGUUUCUUCUUUCUUCAUUAAAGCACUCAUCUGUUUGGGACUUCUUACUAUUGUCUUAACUUAUCUGUAAUUUGAACUUGCAGCAGUCUGAAAACUGCUUCUUCUCCUACAAAUGAACUUGUUUUGAGUGGUAUUUUCCCUACAUGAUAGAAGAAUUAUAAACAGUAUAUAUCUAUGAUCUGAAAGGUUGCCUUGUUUUCUACUUCUUGUAUCUGGUACAUAUUAGUUAUGGCAAACCAGGACAUUAUCCCUGAUAAA